CACAGCAUCACAGGCCGCGCUCCUUUGUAGAGAUGGCGGCGACGCAGAGCGAGCAGGAGGUGCAGGCCUACCUGGAUACGCACAAGAUCCAGACCAUUGUGGAGGACGCGAUCAACGCCUGCGUCAAGGCCAACGCCGAGGACCCGUGCGCGCACAUGAGCGAGACGCUCGCCAGUAAGGCAUCGCCCGAGAAGAUCACAAAGUGCGUGGCGCGCCAGAUCUUCGACUCGCGUGGCAACCCGACGGUCGAGGUGGACGUGCACACGACCAAGGGAUCGUACCGCGCGGCGGUGCCCUCGGGCGCGUCGACUGGCAUCUACGAGGCGCUGGAGCUGCGCGACAACAUCAAGGAGGACUACAUGGGCAAGGGCGUGUCGCAGGCCGUCAAGAACGUCAACGAGAUCAUCUCGCCGGCGCUCAAGGACAUGUCGCCGAUCGACCAAAAGGCGAUCGACGACAAGAUGGUCAAGGAGCUAGACGGGCAGCAGAACGAGUGGGGCUGGUCAAAGUCCAAGCUCGGCGCCAACGCCAUCCUCGCCGUGUCGAUGGCGGUGUGCAAGGCGGGCGCGGCGGCCAAGGGUGUGCCGCUGUACAAGCACAUUGCAAACCUGGCCGACAACCCGACCGACAAGAUGUACAUGCCGGUCCCGUCGUUCAACAUCAUCAACGGCGGCAGCCAUGCCGGCAACAAGCUGGCCAUGCAAGAGUUCAUGAUCCUCCCCGUCGGUGCCAGCUCCUUCAGCGAGGCGAUGAAGAUGGGGUCCGAGGUGUACCACAACCUCAAGUCGGUGAUCAAGAAGAAGUACGGGCAGGACGCGUGCAACGUGGGCGACGAGGGCGGCUUCGCGCCAAACAUCCUCGACAAUAAGGAGGGGCUCGACCUGGUGGUGGAGGCGAUUGAGAAGGCGGGCUACACGGGCAAGGUCAAGAUUGGGAUGGACGUGGCGGCGUCCGAGUUUUGGAAGGAGGAGGAGAAGGUGUACGACCUCGACUUCAAGACGGAGAACAACGACGGCGCGCAGAGCUCGCAGAAGAUGAGCGGCGAGAGCCUGCUGAGCAUGUACGAGCAGUUUUGCAGUGACUACCCGAUGGUCUCGAUCGAGGACCCCUUUGACCAGGACGACUUUGCGUCGUACGGAGCGAUGACGGCCAAGCUCGGCGAGUCGUGCCAGGUCGUCGGCGACGACUUGCUGGUGACGAACCCGACGCGCGUGCAGAAGGCCAUCGACGACAAGGCUUGCAACGCGCUGCUGCUCAAGGUGAACCAGAUCGGCUCCAUCACCGAGGCGAUCGAGGCGGUCAACAUGGCGCAAAAGGCGGGCUGGGGCGUGAUGACGUCCCACCGCUCCGGCGAGACGGAGGACUCCUUCAUCGCCGACCUCGCCGUCGGCCUCAAGACGGGACAGAUCAAGACGGGUGCGCCUUGCCGGUCCGAGCGGCUCGCAAAGUACAACCAGCUGCUGCGCAUCGAGGAGGAGCUCGGGGAUUGCGCCAUCUACACGGGCGCCGACUUCCGAUCCCCGCCAAAGUGAGACCCCCCGCUUCCUCGUGCUGCCAUACACAGCAUACUCGGCUGGGCGGCGGGCGGGGUCUCUCCGCCAUGCGCGGGGUCGCCUCGCUGGCCCUACGGUUCUCGGCCCGUCUGCGCUGCCUCGCUCUGUCUCCCCUCUUAUCUUGAUUCUAUCUCCUCUAAUGCCCAUCGCCUAACCGCUAACGGCGGCGCUCGCUCCCACAUGUGUUCCGGGUGUCGCGCGUCGCUCGCGGUCUAUUGCACGCGGCACAUAGAUCUCUCAUCAUUUUUUACCCGUGAAAGGGACACAACGAUC
Molecule: messenger RNA, 1826 nt
Organism: Emiliania huxleyi CCMP1516
Lineage: Eukaryota; Haptophyta; Isochrysidales; Noelaerhabdaceae
Exons: 9
Coding region: 33-1532 (499 amino acids)
Biological process (GO): glycolytic process
Cellular component (GO): phosphopyruvate hydratase complex
Molecular function (GO): magnesium ion binding; phosphopyruvate hydratase activity
Source: RefSeq, a predicted model, not a curated record